AACCCCGCCCCUCUGCAGCGAGAACGGGAGCUGCAUCGAAACAUCGGCAAAGCUCCCAUGGUCAGCCGUGCGCCGCCGUAGCGCCAACACCAACGGAAACACAAGAGUCGACCGAGCAGGCCGCCAGCAGCAGUAGCAGCUGCAGCAGCCAACCCCAUCAUCGGAGUACCCAAAAAAAAAGAAAAAUUGCUCGCAACCGCUACAGGCGUACACUCUCACUGGGGAGCGAGCACCGCGCUAGCAGCUAGGCUAACAGCUAACGACAUGGCGAGCGCUUCAUAUCACAUCUCCAACCUGCUGGAGAAAAUGACCUCCAGCGACAAAGACUUCAGGUUUAUGGCCACAAACGACCUGAUGACAGAACUGCAGAAAGAUUCCAUCAAACUGGACGACGACAGCGAGAGGAAGGUGGUGAGGAUGAUUCUCAAGCUGCUGGAGGACAAGAACGGGGAAGUCCAGAACUUGGCUGUUAAAUGCCUGGGCCCGCUGGUGAGCAAGGUGAAAGAGUACCAGGUGGAGACCAUCGUGGACACGCUGUGCACCAACAUGCUGUCCGACAAAGAGCAGCUGCGAGACAUCUCCUCCAUCGGACUCAAGACUGUCAUCGGGGAGCUACCCCCUGCGUCCAGCGGCUCGGCCCUGGCCGCCAGCGUGUGCAAGAAGAUCACGGGCCGACUGACCAGCGCCAUCGCCAAGCAGGAGGACGUGUCCGUGCAGCUGGAGGCGCUGGACAUCAUGGCCGACAUGCUGUGCAGACAGGGGGGGCUACUGGUCAACUUCCAUCCGUCCAUCCUCAGUUGCCUGCUGCCUCAGCUCACCUCGCCCAGGCUGGCCGUCCGCAAGCGGACCAUCAUGGCGCUGGGCCACCUGGUCAUGUCGUGCGGCAACCUGGUCUUCAUCGACCUUAUCGAGCACCUGCUGAGCGAGUUGGGGCGCAAUGACAACAUGUCCACCACCAGGACCUACAUCCAGUGCACAGCCGCCAUCAGCAGGCAGGCCGGACACCGCAUCGGAGAGUACCUGGAGAAGAUCAUCCCGCUGGUGGUCAAGUUCUGCAACGUGGACGACGACGAGCUGCGCGAGUACUGCAUCCAGGCCUUCGAGUCCUUCGUCAGGAGGUGUCCCAAAGAGGUGUACGCCCACGUGCCCACCGUCAUCUCCAUCUGCCUGCGCUACCUGACCUACGACCCCAACUACAACUUUGACGACGAGGACGAGGACGACAACGCCAUGGACGCCGAGCAGAACGACGAAGAUUACCAAGGCAGCGACGACGAGUACAGCGACGACGACGACAUGAGCUGGAAGGUUCGGCGGGCGGCGGCCAAAUGCCUGGACGCCGUGGUCUCUACGCGCCACGAGAUGCUACCAGAGUUCUACCGCUCUGUGUCCCCCGCGCUCGUCUGUCGCUUCAAGGAGAGGGAGGAGAACGUGAAGGCAGACGUGUUCCACGCCUACCUGUCCCUGCUCAAGCAAACGCGGCCCGCUCAGAGCUGGCUGACCGACCCGGACGCCAUGGAGCAGGGGGACACGCCCCUCACCAUGCUGCAGAGUCAGGUGGCCAUGAUCGUGAAGGCCCUGCACAAGCAGCUGAAGGAGAAGAGCGUGAAGACGCGCCAGUGUUGCUUCAACAUGCUGACGGAGCUGGUCAACGUGCUGCCGGGAGCGCUGACGCAGCACAUCCCCGUGCUCAUACCAGGGAUCAUCUUCUCCCUCAACGACAAGUCGAGCAGCUCCAACUUGAAGAUUGAUGCGCUGGCGUGCCUCCACGUCAUCAUGGUGGCGCACCCGGCCCGCGCCUUCCACACGCACGUGCCUGCACUGGUGCCCCCCGUGGUGGCGUGCGUGGGGGACCCCUUCUACAAGAUCACCUCGGAGGCGCUGCUGGUCACGCAGCAGCUGGUCAAGGUCAUCCGACCCCUCGACGGCCAGUCGGAAGGCUCGGACAGCUUUGACCCCUCCCCCUACAUCGACGACCUGUUUGGCUGUACGAUCAGACGCCUCAAGGCCGCCGACAUCGACCAGGAAGUCAAAGAGCGCGCCAUUUCCUGCAUGGGGCAGAUCAUCUGUAACCUAGGCGACCACCUCCCCUCUGAACUCCACGGAACGCUCUUGAUCUUUUUGGAACGUCUGAAGAAUGAGAUCACCCGCCUCACCACAGUUAAAGCUUUGACCCUGAUCGCCGGCUCCCCGCUGAAAAUCGACUUGCGGCCCGUCCUGCCCGACGCCGUCCCCAUCCUGGCCUCCUUCCUGCGCAAGAACCAGCGAGCGCUCAAGCUCUGCACGCUCGCCGCGCUCGACAUCCUGCUCAGGAACUACAGCUCGGCGGUGACGCCGGCCAUGGUGGACGCGGUGUUGGCCGAGCUCCCGCCGCUGAUCUCGGAGAGCGACAUGCACGUGUCGCAGAUGGCGCUGAGCUUCCUGUCCACGCUGGCCGCGACGCACCCGUCGCUGCUGGGCCGGCUGAGCGGCGGCAACAUCCUGGCGCAGCUCAUCGCGCUGGUCAGGUCGCCGCUGCUACAAGGCGGCGCCCUCGCUGCCAUGUUGGACUUUUACCAGGCCCUGGUGUCGACGGACACGGCCGGCCUCGGCUACAUGGACCUGCUGCGGAUGCUGACGGGUCCGGUUUACUCUCAGAGCGCGGCGCUGCCUCACAAGCAAGCCUACUGCUCCAUCGCCAAAUGCGUGGCGGCGCUCACCAGGGCGCGGCCGGCCGAGGGCCCGGCCGUGGUCGGCCAGUUCAUACAGGAUGUGAAAAACAGCCGCUCGACCGACUCCAUCCGGCUGCUGGCGCUCCUCUCCUUGGGCGAGGUGGGCCACCACGUGGACCUGAGCGGCCAACCGGAGCUCAAGACCGUCAUCCUGGACGCCUUCUCGUCUUCCAGCGAGGAGGUCAAGUCGGCGGCCUCGUACGCGCUGGGCAGCAUCGCCGUGGGGAACCUUCCGGAAUAUCUGCCCUUCGUCCUGCAGGAGAUCUCCUCGUCCAAGCGGCAGUACUUGCUGCUGCACUCGCUCAAGGAGAUCAUCAGUUCGGCGUCUGUGUCGGGCUUGAAGCCGUACGUGGAGUCGGUGUGGACGUUGCUGCUCAAGCACUGCGAGUGUCAGGAGGAAGGAACACGCAACGUGGUGGCCGAGUGCUUGGGCAAACUCGCCCUCAUCAACCCUGAAACGCUGCUGCCGCGCCUCAAAGGCUACCUGCUCUCGGGCUCGUCGUACGCCCGAAGCUCGGUGGUGACGGCCGUCAAAUUCACCAUCUCGGACCAGCCGCAGCCCAUCGACCCGCUGCUGAAGAACUGCAUAGGUGACUUCCUGAAGACGCUGGAGGACCCCGACCUGAACGUGCGGCGCGUGGCCUUGGUGACCUUCAACUCGGCGGCCCACAACAAGCCCAGCCUCAUCCGAGAGCUUCUGGACUCGGUCCUGCCGCGGCUCUACAACGAGACCAAAGUGCGCAAGGAGCUCAUUCGCGAGGUGGAGAUGGGCCCGUUCAAGCACACGGUGGACGACGGGCUGGACCUUCGCAAGGCGGCCUUCGAGUGCAUGUACACGCUGCUGGACAGCUGCCUGGACCGCAUCGACAUCUUCACCUUCCUCAACCACGUGGAGGACGGCCUCAAGGACCACUACGACAUCAAGAUGCUGACCUUCCUCAUGCUGGCCCGCCUGUCCUCGCUCUGUCCCAGCGCCGUCCUGCAGAGGUUGGACCGACUGGUGGAGCCUCUCAGGGCCACCUGCACCACCAAGGUGAAGGCCAACUCGGUGAAGCAGGAGUUUGAGAAGCAGGACGAGCUGAAGCGUUCGGCAAUGCGAGCGGUCGUCGCUCUGCUGACCAUCCCCGAGGCAGAGAAGUCGCCGCUCAUGUCAGAGUUCCAGUCGCAGAUCUCGUCCAAUCAGGAGCUGGCGGCCAUCUUUGACUCCAUCCAGAGGGAUUCCAGCUCGGCCAACAUGGAGUCCAUGGACACCAGCUAGGCCAACCCGCCCAACCUCGUGUGGACGGAUGGAUGGAUGGACAUACGCACCAUGCGACGGGGCACCCUGCUGCCGGAACGACAACCUCUUGGCAUGUUCCCUUGACAACACGCACACACACACACACACACACACGUAGUUACACACCCUCCUCGUGAUCGGUCGUUCCCAUGAUGCAUCGCACUGAAAUCAACGCUUGGAAAAGUCGUGCGGCCACACGGACAAAACAAAACAUGUUCAUCGGCAGGAUUGGAAGCUCCUCCCGUUUUUUUUCAUCGUGGCUUUUUUUUUUUUUUCCUUCUCUCUCUCUCUCGUUUGUUUGCCAAGAGGACAACGUGUACCGUGACACGAUCGGUCGCCGUUGCGUUAGGAACUGUUCAAGUGACACUGCCUGCCUAGCUGUUGGGAGUUUACUAGCUUUGUGGCUUAGUUGUUUUUCUCCUCAUGGGAUGGCAUUGUUCUCCUUUUUGGACCGUUCGGCCACUCCACGACCCCCCCUCCCUCCUUCACACCAACUUGCCGCCUCCUGAAGAAGAAAGAGAGGAUGUUAAAGGUGCAGCGUGUUCGCAGGGUCGCUUGUUGUCACCACGAGAACGUUUGCGACCGGUUCUGUCAUGUUAGAACCGGUCAGUUGUUGUUUUUUUUGCCCAAAAGGAAGAAUUAAAGGUUCAUUUCUGCCUGCCUU
Messenger RNA from Syngnathus typhle (broad-nosed pipefish), 4654 nucleotides. It is a transcript of the gene cand1, whose product is annotated as cullin-associated and neddylation-dissociated 1. NCBI's taxonomy places the organism in Eukaryota, Metazoa, Chordata, Actinopteri, Syngnathiformes, Syngnathidae. The record is from RefSeq and is a predicted model, not a curated record. Gene Ontology annotation, cellular component: nucleus. Gene Ontology annotation, biological process: protein ubiquitination; SCF complex assembly. The coding region runs from base 265 to 3969 and encodes 1234 amino acids. The transcript is spliced from 25 exons.